This is a messenger RNA of Lithohypha guttulata, 918 nucleotides long. RefSeq lists its product as uncharacterized. The transcript has a single exon. The coding region runs from base 1 to 918 and encodes 305 amino acids. The record is from RefSeq and is a predicted model, not a curated record. Lineage: Eukaryota; Fungi; Ascomycota; Eurotiomycetes; Chaetothyriales; Trichomeriaceae.
AUGGAUGAUCUCCUAAGACAAACUGAAGAGCUGACAAUCAACCAGCCGCGACUGGUUAGCUAUCAUGAAGAGCGGAUACUGGAAGUUCUCGAUGGCCAACUCAACGACGCUCGAUACGAGACAUGGUCAGGCUGGGAGACCCUUAUCCGACCGAUGAUCGAAGAUUUCUGCCGACAAUGGACUUUGCCAACCCGCGCCGUGGAAAAUUUCAUGGCACUGACGAAAGGCAAUCCUCACUUUCCUGUGAUAUUACUUCGAAAUCCAGUGAAGGACCACGACGCUGCCGGAUUUGAGGAUAUGGUGAACAAUUGUCCAACCCUUAGAUGGCUUGAAGAUGUCCUUCACGCACGAGGUCUUCUUUUGGAUGACGUUGUUAUAUUGGACGUCUGUCCUCUGCUCAGCGACUUCUGGCUAGCCAGAAACAAGCACAUUGCUGAAGAGGCUAUUAGAGAUGCAUAUCUCGUGACGGAGACGAUCUUACUUCUUCUCAAACCAAAACUAUUGAUCUCAUGCCAAUGUGCCACGAAAGGGGUUGGAGAUUUCGGACUCUAUGCUUCCAGCUUUGUGGAAAGGCUCGGUUCAACCACCUCAAAUGCAAAGCAAAAACUGGUUAUGCCUUUUCGACAUGAGGGUAAUGAAAUUUAUAUAGCCCAAGCAUAUCAUCCUCGAUAUUUUCUUGGGCGAGAGUGCCUUGAUGGUGACGAACGCGAAGAUCUCCUCAAAGAGAUCAUUGGCCAUUUCAUGGCGCCCUUUGGAAAGUGGAAAGCGGAUGUUGUUCGACUAUUGCACAUGGAAGCAGUAAUCUUAAAACUGGCCAAGGUGAUGAAUGAGCAGAGAGUUAUCAUGAAUCGGAUGCUCAAGUUCAUGUACAAACUCGAAGAAAGCUUUGCAAGCAUGACCAUCUCCAGGCCAUCUUGA